GAGAAUGGUGGUAUCGCGUUGGUUUCUGGUGCUGGCGUUGGCCUGGGCCCAAGACGAUGGCACCUGCGACGCACAAAGUGGGCAGUGCACGAGCGAUCCGGGCGCGCCACAUGGCGGCGCCCUGGUGGAUUUGAUACUGGCGGAUGACGCAGCGAAAAAGAUGGUCGCCUCCAGCAAUGCCAAGUUGGAGUUGUCUGAGCGUCAGGCCUGCGAUGUGUCACUGCUCAUCAACGGCGGUUUCUCACCUUUGAAAGGCUUCAUGAAGAAAGCCGACUAUGAGUCGGUCGUUUCGAACAUGCGAUUAGCAUCGGGUCAUUUGUUUGGAUUGCCCGUCGUUUUGGACGUGGCCGAUGAGUCCUUGAAGGGCAAGAAAGUUUUGCUGACCUAUGCGGGUACAAACUUAGCUGUCCUGGAGGCUGAGGAGGUCUUCAAACCGGACAAGGUGAAGGAAGCCAAGGCAAGUUAUGGCACCACCUCCACGGAGCAUCCCUCGGUGGCGGAGCUCUUCUCGGAGCUGGGGAAGUUCUACCUGGGAGGCAAACUGCACGGCCUGACGACGGGCUUCGACGCGGUGUGGGGCAAGGGCUUCAACACCCCUGCGCAGGUGCGCGCCUCGCUGCCGAAGGGCAAACAGGUGGUGGCCUUCCAGAACCGAAAUCCGGUGCACAAGGCGCACUUCGAGCUGCUGGUUCACGCCAACAAGGACGUGGAGAACAGCAUCAUCCUGGUGCAUCCCACCUGUGGUCCCACGCAGCCGGGGGACAUCGAUGGUGCCACACGUAUCAAGACCUAUGAGGUUUUGCAAGAAGAGCCAGAGUACAAGAAGUGGGCGGGCGAGAACUUCCGCUGGUCCUACCUCCCUUAUUCCAUGAAGAUGGCUGGGCCGAGGGAGGCCAUUCAGCACAUGAUCAUCCGGAAGAACUUCGGUGCCACCCACUUCAUCAUCGGCCGCGAUAUGGCGGGCACGAAGAGUACCCUGACCAGCGAGGACUUCUAUGGAGCCUAUGAGGCCCAAGACAUGGGAAAGAAACAUUCCGCGGAACUGAAUGUCAAGGUGGUGGACUACCCCAACAUGGUCUAUGUAGGAGCCGAGGGCAACGAACGAGGUUAUAUGACCGAUGUGGAUGCCAAGGCAAAGGGGUUGAAGAUCAACAAACUUUCAGGGACGGAGUUUCGCAAGCGACUUCGAAGCGGGGAAGAGAUCCCCGAGUGGUUCGCCUUCCCCAAAGUGGUGCAGGCGCCGCAAAACGGCCUCCAGGGCUGA
Molecule: messenger RNA, 1264 nt
Organism: Cladocopium goreaui
Lineage: Eukaryota; Dinophyceae; Suessiales; Symbiodiniaceae
Source: the annotation of a GenBank genome assembly